AUGGCCCUCUCCACACUCGCAGCCUCCGCGCUGGCCGGGGUCUUCUCACACAUUGUCUACUUCAAGCAGGGCGAGCACCACCUUUACGGCCUCUUCUACCUCAAGCUCCUCCUCACGGCCAUCCCCGCAGCAACACUCCUCCUCUCACGCACUCAAUCAACCCCCUGGACAACCGCCCUCCCCCUCGUCCUCAAACUCCUAUCUUCCUACCUCGCCGGCAUCUACACGAGCACCCUCCUCUACCGUCUGCUAUUCCACCCCUUGAACAAAUUCCCCGGCCCUCUCCCGGCCCGACUCUCGUCACUAUGGACACCCACCCAACUAACCAACAACAACAUGCACACCACCCUCCUAAAUUGGCACAAAAGAUACGGCCCAAUCGUCCGCAUCGGAGCAUCCGACCUCUCAAUCGCGCACCCAGACGCCCUAGAAAUAGUCUACGGCACCCACACCCGCUGCACAAAGGGACCCAUGUACGACGUCUCCUACCCUGCCACAGCACUCCAGCUCCUGCGCGACCCCGAAGCGCACCAUCUCCGCCGCCGCGUCUGGAGCGGCGCAUUCAGCGACCGCCUCCUCCGCGGCUACGAGCUGCGGAUCCGGAAGUACCGACGUAAACUGCUCGAGCGGAUCGAGGAGAUGGCUGAGAAGGGCGAGGCCGUCGAUGUGACCAAGUGGUUUAAUCUGUACUCGUUCGAUGUGAUGGGGGAUUUGUCGUUUGGGCAGGGGUUUGAGAGUCUUGAGCGGGGGGAGGACCAUUGGGCGAUGAGGCUGCUGACAGCGUCGGCGGAUGCUGUUGGUCUGAAUCUGCCGGCUUGGGCGUUUAUCCUGAUUGCGGCGAUUCCGGGGAUUAUGGGGGAUUUUUGGAAGUGUUUGGACUUUUGUGGGGAGAGGUUGUUGGAGAGGUCGAAGAAUGACCCCGUAAUCCCAGACGUCAGCUCGUCCUUGCUCGCUCCGCUGAAAGGACGGGACGUAACCAAUCUCACGCCUGAUGAGAAGAACAUGCUAUACGGAGACGCACGCUUGAUCGUCAUCGCUGGAAGCGACACCACAGCCGCCACCCUCUCAACAAUCUUCUACGAGCUCGUCCGGCACCCCGAGCACAUCACCAAGCUCCGCGCCGAGCUGGAGCCCAUCUACGCCGAGAACGACAACCCGAGCAAAACCGAAUUCCUGCACUCGAAAAUCGCCCAUCUCGAGCACCUCAACGGCGUCAUCAACGAAGCGCUCCGUCUCCACCCCGUUGUCCCAUCCUCAUUGCAGCGCAAGACACCACCCGAGGGCAUUUUCGUCGAUGGAGUCCAUAUCCCGGGGAAUAUGCACGUCUGGUGUCCGCUGUAUACGAUUGCGCGGUCCGAACUAGCCUACGCCCAACCGCACGAAUUCAUCCCCGAGCGCUGGUCCACCAAGCCCGAGCUCAUCCGGCACAAGGGCGCCUUUGCGCCGUUUAGUCUUGGUCCGUCUCCGUCUCCGUCUCCCUCCCCUUUUCCUCCCUCCCCUCUACUCUACACCCCAUACUCAUCCAACACCCACUUCCAUUCUAACAAUAACACUGCUCCCAGGCCACUUCAACUGCAUCGGCCGCCCCCUGGCGCUAAUGAACCUGCGCGUAACCCUCGCGCAACUGAUCAUGGAGUUCGACGUGGAUUUUGCGCCGGGCGAAGACGGAAGCAGGUUCCUGGCGCAUGCGAAGGAUAA
Aspergillus mulundensis is the source of this 1698-nucleotide messenger RNA. RefSeq names its product cytochrome P450. Gene Ontology annotation, molecular function: oxidoreductase activity, acting on paired donors, with incorporation or reduction of molecular oxygen; monooxygenase activity; heme binding. NCBI's taxonomy places the organism in Eukaryota, Fungi, Ascomycota, Eurotiomycetes, Eurotiales, Aspergillaceae. The record is from RefSeq and is a predicted model, not a curated record. The coding region runs from base 1 to 1698 and encodes 565 amino acids. The transcript has 4 exons.